This is a messenger RNA of Dovyalis caffra, 927 nucleotides long. NCBI's taxonomy places the organism in Eukaryota, Viridiplantae, Streptophyta, Magnoliopsida, Malpighiales, Salicaceae. The record is from the annotation of a GenBank genome assembly.
AUGUGGAAAGGAAGAUCCAUAGGAAAUUUUGACUGCAAAUACUUGACUAGAACUGGUGUCGAACAAAGUUCCAAUGUCGAGGAAUUUGGACAUAUGGCUAGUGUUACGAUUGAUGCAAGGAAUUUAUCUGGCGAUGGCUCAAACGGACUCAAGAGACACAUCUUAAUUCACCAGCAGUCAGAGACAGGAUUUCUGCUUCUUCAAGUAGAGGUAUCUGUUUGCAUACAAGUUUUAGAUCUCAUGCUUAAAGGCUCUGCUUCAGCUGUGGUGCAGGAUCUUCAAGUAGAAAUGAUCGCGGUAAGACAAAUCAAAGUUGCAAGAGUUCGAGUGAAUCCAGCUUGGGAAGAGCACAACAAAAUGCAUGGGAAGGUCCCUCAAAUUGGGUGCAAUUUGGUGAUGCAGUGUUUCAGUGCUCCUCCAAUUUUUGAUGUUAGGAAUUCUGUUAGAUCACAACAAUAUGGAGUUCUGUAUAGUAUACCCAAUAUUGGCAGGUUUUCCAGCCAUAGGCAGCCAUAUGGGUUUCACAAUCCUUUUGAUGGCCUACAAACUUCUCUCUUGCUUGGUGCUAUUAGGAGUGAAAGUCACAUUUGGGAGACACGAUUGGGACUGUAUGAUAGAAUUCUGAUCAGUGGAAUAGAGAGCGAGACGGAUGCGGUCAUGUUCACAGGGCAAAGCUAUAAUGUCAGAAUGGAGUUGCCUUCUACAGUCCAAAAUGAGUAUAAUUCAGUUCAUGCACCACCAGAUGAAGAGGCUACACAUGACCUUUCAAAGAUGUUAACGGUCCAUGAUGCUCGUUAUCGGAAAGUUUACUUCUCUAAGAUUGAUGUUUCCGCAGAUUUCACUGAUCCACAAUUAUAUGAUCAGUGCUUGACUCUAAUGGAUAUGGAACCAAAUAAACUGCCAAUGAAGAUUCCUCUGAGGCUCUGA